UCCGCGAGAUCCAACCCCACCUCGGUGCAGGAGCACAUGCUAAAGCUCUUCGACAAUGCAGCGGCGCUUACUUUUGACCGCGCCGGCGCCAAGGUCCUCGGGAUGGUGUCCUCAGAGAAGGAGUCCUUCACCUUCGACUCACAGCGCCUGGCCGAGGGCGCGGUGGAGACCUGGCUGUCGGGCAUCGAGGAGGAGAUGAUUGCGACCCUCCGGAGGCAGACGAAGGUCGCCACCUACACCUACCCAAAGACGGACCGCAUCGAGUGGCUCAAGGCGGAGCUUGGCAUGGUGGUGAACACGGGCGCGCAGAUAUGGUGGACCUUCGAGACACACGACGUCUUUGACGCGGUCCGCAAGGGCGACAAAAUGGGGAUGAAGAAUUUCGCGGCGAAGAACCACGCGCAGCUCAACGAGCUCAUCGUUGCAAUCCGCGAUCCCAAGCUCACGAGGCAGGCGACGAAGCGCAUCAACACGCUCGUGAUCAUCGACGUCCACGCGCGCGACAUCAUCGACACCUUUGUCCGCGACUCCGUCCUCGACGAGCGCGAAUUUGCGUGGGAGUCGCAGCUGCGCUUCUACUGGGAUCACGAUGUCCUCAUCCGCCAGUGCUCGGGCGAUUUCCGCUUCGGCUACGAGUACCAGGGCCUCAAUGGGCGGCUCGUCAUCACACCGCUGACAGAUCGCUGCUAUAUGACGUGCACUCAGGCCCUGCACUACCGCCUCGGCUGCGCGCCGGCUGGGCCCGCCGGCACCGGCAAGACCGAGACGGUCAAGGACCUGUCCAAGGCGAUGGCGCUGCAGUGCAAGGUCUUCUGCUGCGGCGAGGGCCUCGACUUCAAAGCUAUGGGCUCCAUCUUCUCCGGCCUCGUGCAGACGGGCGCGUGGGGCUGCUUCGACGAGUUCAACCGGAUUCCGGUCGAGGUGCUCUCGGUGGUGUCCGCACAGAUCAAGACCAUCCAGACGGCCCUCGCUGACGGCGUUGGGCGCUUCGCCUUUGAGGGGCGCGAGAUUGGGCUGGUGCCUACGAUCGGCAUCUUCAUCACGAUGAACCCCGGCUACGCCGGCCGCACCGAGCUGCCCGACAACCUCAAGGCGCUCUUUCGCCCGGUGGUGAUGGUGACGCCCGACCUCGAGUCCGUCGCCGGCGUCUUUUUG
Emiliania huxleyi CCMP1516 is the source of this 1155-nucleotide messenger RNA. RefSeq lists its product as hypothetical. The transcript has 2 exons. The annotation marks the transcript as partial. The record is from RefSeq and is a predicted model, not a curated record. Lineage: Eukaryota; Haptophyta; Isochrysidales; Noelaerhabdaceae. Gene Ontology annotation, molecular function: ATP binding.